ACUACAAGUGAUCUUUAUGACACAAUCAAUCAUCAGCCAACAAUUGAUCUCUAUGACACAAUAAAUCAUCAGACUACAACUGAUUUCUAUGACACAAUCAAACGUCAGGCUACAAUUGAUCUAUAUGACACAAUCAAUCAACAUGCUACAAUUAAUCUCUAUGACACAAUAAAUCAUCAGGCAACAAUUGAUGGCAAUGACACAAUCAUUCAUCAGGCUACAAUUGAUCUCCAUGACACAAUCAAUCAUCAGGCUACGAUUGAUCUCUAUGACACAAUAAAUCAUCAGGCAACAAUUAAUCUCUAUGACACAAUCAAUCACCAGGCAACAAAUGAUGGCAAUGACACAAUCAUUCA
Messenger RNA from Owenia fusiformis, 356 nucleotides. The record is from the annotation of a GenBank genome assembly. Lineage: Eukaryota; Metazoa; Annelida; Polychaeta; Sabellida; Oweniidae.